AUGGCUGCGUUAAAAGGAUUAAUUGAUUCUGAAUGUGGACAAACAAAUCCACUGAUUAAACUCAGUCAAUUUUAUGCAAGAGAUAAUUCGUUGGUGACUCAGAGUUCGAAUAUUGGUGAUGCAACAAUUGAUGAUUUAGUUAAUGAAUAUUACCUGAAUCAAACGCAAUCAACAGCAGACAAUCAUCAAAUGCCAUUAGCAGCGCCUUGUACGUUUCAUUUCGAAGGUCUUUUAUCAGGAUUACGGUUAUCUGAUGAUACAAAUGCAACUGAAGACCGGUUUAUAUCUCCUAUUAAAAAUGACACAUUUCCUGAUAUUCAGUCAUCACCAACAACGAAGACAACAUCAUCGAUAACAUCACCACAAACCGCAAAUGUAGCAGCCACUUCUUUGUUUAUCAGUAACAGCAAUUCAGCUGUUAUCCAUCCACCUCAUUCCUCUUAUUCAUCUAUGCAAUUACCACAAUCAUCAUCUUCCUCGUCUCCCUACUCAUUACAACAACAAUCAUCAAAUAUUUUUCAACAAGAUGAUAGGACUUUUGAUUCACAGGCAAUAUUGCCAAAAUCUUCUUCUUCUUCCUCUACGCCGUUUUCUUCUACACAAGAACAACAGCCAUCUUCUUUUUUACUACCAAAUAAUAUCGAUUUAAUGCAGCAAGAGCAAUGGAUGUCUCAACCAUAUUGGAAUGGACAAACAGCAUAUAUUAAUCCGUUGUCAUCGUCGUAUUUAAAUAAUACCUCAUUUAUUCAUCCAGAACAGCCACAACAAGAAAAUUCAAUAUUAUCAACAAACAAAAUCAAAGCGUUCGAUAAUGAUACAGUUAAUACAGCACAAAAUAUUCUGUCUCUGUUAAAUCAAGAAACACCGUUUUCAGAUACGGAAUUUAAAAGUUAUGUCGAACAACUUGCCGGUGAAGUAAAUAGCUCAAACUCAACGGACAAAAUAAUUAAUCGUGAAAUAUCAUCUUUAAAUACGUCACAAAACGAACAACAACAGUUACAGCCAAUACAAGAAAAGGAGAAGCAAGAUUCUCUCGUACAAAAUUGGAUUGACGAAUUUGCGAAACAAGCAAAUGAUCAAGGACAGAAACAAGAUGAAAAUAAUGUUUGGAAUAAUACACAGUCAACAUGGCAAAAUGAAUGGGCUGAUUCAACGUUAUCGGCUGAUCAAACAAGAGCAGCACAAUCAUGGCUUGAUGAUUUUAUUCAAAGUGUCGAUCCAUAUUCUGAAUAUAAAUUUUCUAAAAAUAAUUUAUUCAUGGAACAUAUAAAUCCAUAUGAAGAGGGUUUAAAGCGUUUACGUGAACAGGAUAUCGUUAAUGCCGUUUUAUUAUUCGAAGCAGCAGUUCAAAAAAAUCCACAACAUGCUGAUGCAUGGCUCUAUUUGGGCAUUACACAAAGUGAAAACGAACAAGAUGGACCGGGCAUUUGCGCUCUGAAAAAAUGUAUUGAAAUUGAUUCGAAAAAUUUACAAGCCUACUUAACAUUGGCGUCAUGCUAUGCGAAUGAGUUAAUGACAAAUGAAGCUUUAGAUUCGUUGAGAAAAUGGUUGUCAUAUAAUGAGAAAUAUUCUUUUUUAUUAAAAUCUGAAGCAACAACAAGUGACGAAACGAAGCGAUCGACAGACAUCCUUGAUGAAUCUGCGUUCGAAGAAUUACAAGAACUUUUCUUACAGGCGGUGUCAUUACCUUAUUUUUCACAUGAGAUCGAUCCUGAUUUACAAGUUUGUCUUGGAAUUUUGUUUUAUCUGCCUGGUGAUUAUGAUAAAGCUGCGGAGUGCUACAAUACUGCUGUUCAUGGUAAACCUGAUGACCCUUUACUGUGGAACAAAUUGGGUGCUGCGUUAGCCAAUGGUGGUCAAAGUGACAAAGCUGUUGAAGCUUAUUAUCGUGCACUAAAUUUAUCACCUCGUUUUGUUCGAGCGCGUUACAAUUUGGGAAUUAGUUGUUUUAAUCUUAGCGAGUAUAAACAAGCAAUUGAACAUUUUCUUACAGCUCUCAAACAACAAAGUGAAGGAAUUGGUCCACAAGGACAAAUUGCUCAAAUGUCCGAAAAUAUUUGGCGUACAUUAGCCGUUGCAUUAGAUCAUAUGAACAGAACAGAUUUAGAUGAUUGUAUACAAACAAAAAACUUACAAAAACUAAUUGAAGUAUUCGGUAUUGAAUAA
Messenger RNA from Didymodactylos carnosus, 2166 nucleotides. NCBI's taxonomy places the organism in Eukaryota, Metazoa, Rotifera, Eurotatoria, Philodinida, Philodinidae. The record is from the annotation of a GenBank genome assembly.